Messenger RNA from Pipistrellus nathusii (Nathusius's pipistrelle), 437 nucleotides. The record is from the annotation of a GenBank genome assembly. Lineage: Eukaryota; Metazoa; Chordata; Mammalia; Chiroptera; Vespertilionidae.
AUGAAACCACUGUGUGUCAUCUUGGGCCUUUUGGCCCUUGAAGCCUGUUUCUUGCCCGGUGAGAGUCAUAGAGGGCCCCGAGGACCAUAUCCACCAUAUCCGCAGAUGCCGCCUCCUUAUCCUCCACAACCUUUCGACCCAAGAUUUGGUCCACCACCUCCUCCCCCUCCUCCCCCUUUUGGCCCCGGGAGAAUUCCACCACCUCCCCCUUUUGGCCCAAUGGGAAUUCCACCACCUCCUCCUCCUCCCCCUUUUGGCCCAGGGAGAAUGCCACCUCCUCCUCCUCCCCCUUUUGGCCCAGGGGGCAUUCCUCCACCUCCACCUUAUGACCCACGGUAUCCAUAUCCACCUUUCCAACCAAAUCCAUAUGUACCCGGACCUGCAGUGAACCCUGGAUACCCUCCAGUAUAUCCUUCCUACGUUACCCCUGCAUCUGA